This is a messenger RNA of Aspergillus alliaceus, 2150 nucleotides long. RefSeq names its product tetrahydrofolate synthase. The record is from RefSeq and is a predicted model, not a curated record. The coding region runs from base 63 to 1697 and encodes 544 amino acids. Gene Ontology annotation, biological process: tetrahydrofolylpolyglutamate biosynthetic process. NCBI's taxonomy places the organism in Eukaryota, Fungi, Ascomycota, Eurotiomycetes, Eurotiales, Aspergillaceae. Gene Ontology annotation, molecular function: ATP binding; tetrahydrofolylpolyglutamate synthase activity. The transcript is spliced from 3 exons. Gene Ontology annotation, cellular component: cytoplasm; cytosol; mitochondrion.
CUGCCCCUCGUGACCUUUGGGCUCAUGGAUUUGUCACGUCAUAUAUUUUCUUUUCGAACUUCAUGAGGGGGUUUCACAUCCAUUCCUUCUAUAACUAUAGUCUCAUCCGUCGGUUUUCAUCCCAUCCGACCAGAAUGUCCCGCAACUAUGAGGCUGCAAUUGCAGCUCUCAAUUCGCUGCAGACAAACUUCGCGGUUGUCCAACAACUGAGGGAGUCGGGAGACAGAAGGCAAAUGAAUUUACGGUCUCUCCCAGAAACUGUUGAGUGGCUCCGCCGCAUUGGAUAUCAGCCUUCAGACCUGAACCGUCUUAAUCCCGUCCAUGUUGCAGGUACCAAGGGCAAGGGCUCGACCUCCGCUUUUGUCUCCUCCAUUCUAUCGCAGUACGCAUCUCCAAAAUCUUCAGAAUCAAAUGACUCUGCACCACGGCUCAAGAAGGUCGGCCUCUAUACAUCACCACACUUAAGGUUUGCUCGAGAGCGCAUUCGGAUCGAUAGUGCGCCGCUCUCUGAAGAGAAGUUUGCUCAGUAUUUCUUUGAGGUAUGGGACCGACUUGAGGACGCCGCUCGAGUUGCCGGCGAGAACCCGACAGAACUACGAACGAAGCCGCAGUAUUUCCGAUACCUAACCCUUAUGGCAUUCCAUGCUUAUUUGAGCGAAGGUGUAGAUGCGGCGGUGAUAGAGUGUGGAAUCGGCGGGGAGUACGACUGCACGAACGUACUUGAGCGGCCCGUCGCGACAGCGAUUACCAGCUUGGGUAUUGACCAUACCGCUAUGCUGGGAACAACGAUUGAAGAAAUUGCAUGGCAUAAAGGUGGCAUCAUAAAGUCUGGAGUCAAAGGCUUCAGUGCUCCUCAAGCUGCCAGUGCCGAGAAAGUUCUGCACGAUAGGGCGGCGGAAAAGGGAACUCAAUUGGAAAUUGUUGCCGGUCAUCCUGAUCUAGCUAGCGGUAGCGAUGUCAAACUUGGAUUGGCUGGCGAUUUCCAGCGCACCAACGCAGCUCUAGCGGUUGCGACGGCUGCAGAGUUCGUCAAAAAAGUCGGACUGGAAGACAUCACCGCUGAUUUCAUGAGCAAGCCUUUGCCCGCUAAAUUCCGCAAGGGGCUGGAAUUGGCUCGGCUGGGUGGACGCUGUGAAACGAGACAUGAAAAGGAUGUUACGUGGUUCAUUGACGGCGGUCAUACUCUGGAGAGUAUCAAGCUGGCCGGCCAAUGGUUCACGUCACAGAUCCACGCAAAUUCCUCAUCUAACACUACGGCAAACAAGAAGCUCCGUGUCUUGAUUUUCAAUCAGCAAACUCGCGAUAGCAAUGCCCUCGCGCAAGCCCUCUAUGACACGCUCUCUGCAGCUCUUGGGUCCGAGCAGCCUUUUACUCACGCGAUCUUCUGUACCAACGUGACCUACAAAGCGGCAGGCUACCGGCCGGAUCUCGUAAGCAUGAACACGGACUCAUCUGAAGUGGAAAAAUUGCAUGUCCAGAAUAGCCUUGCUGAGAAAUGGCGUUCGAUUGACCCAUGUGCUGAGGUCAAGGUGUAUAGUACCAUCGAAGAAGCCGUCGACUUUACCCGAGAGUUGGCAGCGAAGGAGAGGGAACGUGUUAAUAAUGAUGAAGUGCCCAUUAUGACGUUCGUUACGGGCAGCUUACAUCUUGUCGGCGGAUUCUUGGAUGUCAUCGAGACCAAACUGGGUCCGCAAUAAACAGAUACAUCCUAUUACUUCCCUAUCUUUUUACGACAGGCUGUAUACAACGUAGAGUUGGCAGCCUAGUUCUCGACAGUCUUUCAUACAGUGUUCUCAACAACAUACUCAACGAUACCCAGAAGGGCUGGUAGUCCCUUUUUCUAUUAGCAUGUGGGAUGGUAUAGAUUUGAAGAGGCGUUUAUCUCGGGAUUCAACAAACCUCAAAUUCAUAGGAACGGGAAACAAUGAAUUGAUUUAUAGAUUAUGCCUAUUCCCUAGUAGACAGGAGGCGAAUGAAGAAAAGUCCCUCCUAGUCCCGGCGUAUAGUACUGUAGUAUUGGUUCAUUGUCUUUGGCCGAGGUAAGUGAGAUCAGGCAAGGUGGUUCAAUCUCUAGUGAGUUCAUAUAGCAAUAGGAAUAGGAAUAGUAGUAGUAUACAUCAGAUGUCAACCGUAUAGGAAGAACGCAGUAG